Molecule: messenger RNA, 1305 nt
Organism: Micromonas pusilla CCMP1545
Lineage: Eukaryota; Viridiplantae; Chlorophyta; Mamiellophyceae; Mamiellales; Mamiellaceae
Exons: 1
Coding region: 1-1305 (434 amino acids)
Molecular function (GO): dioxygenase activity
Source: RefSeq, a predicted model, not a curated record
AUGGAUUCGACGAUCCCACCCGCCGCGUUCAACAGAAGCAACGUCGUACCCGUCGCGUCCGCGCGCGACGACAAGAUCCGCGGUCUGCUCUCCGCGCUCCCGGACGUUGUCGAGGUGACGGACCUCGUCGAGGAAGCGCCGACGGCGGCGGCGGCGACGACGACGACGACGGCGACGACGACGACGGCGACGACGACGGACGCUUCCUCCUCGACGUCCUCGAAGGACUCGCGCGGCGGCGAGACGGGGCUGCUGUAUCUCGUCCACGAGUUCGAUUCCGCGCCGUCGUGGCGGCUCGAACCCGCGUUCGAGGCGCUGCCGUUGGACCCCUACCUCGGCGGCAUCGGCGCGGGGAGGUUUAGGGCGUAUUCAAAGUUUACGUAUUUUUUUCCCGGCGGUCGCGCCGCCGCGGACGCGGCGAUGAUGAAAGUCGCGGUCGCCGCCGCGGACGCGACGUUCUACGCGGCCGACGCCGUCGAUGAAUCGCCUGAAUCCGCGCCGCCGGAGCAGCUCGCGGCGAGCGACGACGUGAGCAAGCUCACGGUGAAGGCGUUGAAGGAGGAGCUCGGCAAGCGAUCGCUUCCGACCGACGGCCUGAAAGCCGCGCUCGUGACGCGGCUCAGAGAGGCGGUCGGCGGCGACGGCGGCGGCGCGGCGGAGCCGUAUCCGCCGUCCGAGAGCCACCGCGCCGCCGGCGGCUGCGGCGUCCUCGUCGAGGUCCCCGACCCGAAGUUUAACCCGCCGGCCGGGUACCGCUUCGAAGGCCGCGAGGAUGGCCAAAAGACGCGGACGUCCGACCGGCGGUUCGUCCGCGUCCCGAAGGCGAUGCGCGAUCGCCCGGAGUUCGCCGAGAUGAUCGCGCGGUUCGCGUCGUACGCGCGACUCGAUCCGCGGUACGCCUCGAGGACCUCGCUGACCGUGGGCGUGCACGCGAUUCGCAUCAAAGCCGACGCGAACGACCCGGGGUUACGCGGGCAAGUCGUCCCCGAGGGCAUGCACCAGGACGGUUUCGAGUACAUCGGGCUGCUGUCGCCGUCGCGGCGCAACGUCGCGAGCGACUGGCAGACGUACGUGUACGCCGGCGGGCCGAACGGCGAGCGGCCGAGCGCGAAGGCGCGGCCGAUGUUCCAGAACCCGGUGGAGCCGGGCUGUCUGCUGUUCCUCGACGACGGGCGGAUGUGGCACGACGCGGACGACCUCAGGCAGGCGGAUCCGGAGUGCGGGCCGGCGUGGCGCGACUUCAUCGUCGUGACGCUGGCGGCGGACGACAACGGAGGCCAGGGACGAUGGGGUCGGGCGCGAUGA